UUCACCGGUCAAGAUAAAACUUAUCCAGUUACGCGAUGGAUUCAAGACGUGGAAGAAAAUGGAGAAAUAUGUGGUUGGACACCGUUACAACAGCUGCUGAUGGCACGGAGGUCCCUAUCAGGCACCGCACAGCUAUGGAUGGAAGCUGAACGCCCUCACAAAUCAUGGGAAGAACUUAAAGCGGCCCUGAGUAAAGAAUUCCCUGACACAGUCGACGUGAAAGCAAUCCACGAGCUUAUGAGCCAGCGGAAGAAAAGACGUGACGAGAGUUGUAUCGACUAUAUGAUGGUCAUGAAGGCGUUAGGGAAAAGAGGAAAGAUUCCCGAUUACGUGGCCAUUAAAUACAUCGUUGAUGGCAUAGUGGACCAUGAAACCAAUAAAAUCGUGCUUUACGGUGUUACGUCGUAUCCUGAACUUAAAGAGAAGUUUAAAAUCUACGAGACGAUUAAGGAAAAGAUGAAACUGGAACAUUCUAGAAGUACCUACAGAAACGAAAAACGCGGCAACGUACGGCAUGAGAAAACGUCGAAAAGAUGUUAUAACUGUGGUGAAGGCGAUCAUGUGUCGGAAGAUUGUCCGCAGAAGGCACAAGGUCCAAAGUGCUUUAACUGCAACGAAUAUGGCCAUAUUUCAUCGAAAUGUCCGCAUAAAAAUAACAAGGAGGUAGGCGGCCGCAAGGAAGAUUCGAGUUCAUCAAAAUGGUGGCGUAGUUCCGGCACUUCCGGGGAUAGAAAAGGACACAACAACGAAGCAUCGACAAGUGGGAGCGGGAGCGGUGAACGAGUGAGCAAACAAGCAAUGUUCGGUCAAUCAUCGUUCAACGCGGAUGAUACGUCACACUUACAUAAUGACAUUGACAAGAUGACAGAUGACAGGAGUAGCAAAUGUCAAAGUCAAACCGAGUAUGACAUCUACGACGUAAACAAACAAUCACAACGGGAAAAACCUUUGAAGAUCGUAGAAUUAUGUGGAAAAACGACAAGUGCGCUUAUUGAUUCGGGCAGUGACGUGAACUUGGUAUCUUCUGAGUUUUGUGCUAAUAUCAGUAAAGUGAUGAACAAUAACAUAACACUAUCUGGACUGGGUUCCGCUAAAGUGGAGCCAUUAGGUUGUUUAACAACAAAUGUUGUGAUCGACGGUACGAAAUACGACGAUGUGUUAUUCUACGUGGUACCUAAAGACUGUAUGCCUUUUAAUGUAAUCAUAGGUCACGAAUUUCUUAAGAAUGUUGUAAUGGUUAUGAAUGGUAGUGCUGUGUGGAUGAAACCUGUGGAAUGGGUGAACGAAAUCAAUUGUUUCAGUUGCAGUGUUGAGGUUGGUCAUGUGAGUAAUACUGAUCUUAAAGAAGAGGUUGUUCAGAUGGUUGAGAGCUAUCAACCAUGCCAAAUCAAAGAAGCUCCUAUCCAGCUGAAAAUAAUUGUGAAAGAUGACGUCCCGGUGGUACAACGUCCACGACGCAUAUCACUAAAGGAACAGGUGGUAGUUGAAGAACAAGUUGCGGAGUGGCUGGAGCAAGGAAUUGUACGCCCAAAGACGAACAGGAAGCUGUGGAUAGAUUAAGAGAAGUUUUAAGAGUGGCAUCUGAAUAUGGCUUACAAAUAAACUGGAAGAAAGCACAGCUGAUAUGUCGAAGCAUAACUUAUUUAGGUCAUACAUGGACAAGUAAGGCCUGCCAGCGAAAAGAUCGAUGCCGUAACGAAGUUUCCGGAACCCAAAACAACUAAGCAAUUACAAAGUUUUAUCGGAUUGGCAUCGUACUUCAGGAAGUAUAUUCAGAAUGUUGCAUCUAAAGCACGACCACUUACAGAUUUACUUAAGAAGGAUGUUGAUUUCAAGUUUAAUGAUGAGCAACGUUGUGCAUUCAAUUGUUUGA
Messenger RNA from Spodoptera litura, 1873 nucleotides. RefSeq lists its product as uncharacterized. Gene Ontology annotation, molecular function: aspartic-type endopeptidase activity; nucleic acid binding; zinc ion binding. The record is from RefSeq and is a predicted model, not a curated record. Gene Ontology annotation, biological process: proteolysis. NCBI's taxonomy places the organism in Eukaryota, Metazoa, Arthropoda, Insecta, Lepidoptera, Noctuidae.